AUGUGUGCACUCUACCUCACGUCAACCACGAGAGGUAAGAGGCCACACCCGUGAGAGGAUAUCGUUGCGAGGACCUGCACAUCCAACACGGUAUGUGAACAUGAGUACACAAUCAUCACUCCCGCACCCUUGCCAUGCUUGGUUGUGUGGUUUUCCAGAGUGCUGUGUCCAUCUACACUCUCACACCAAACCAAGGCACUGUGGCCUACCUAGCGCGGUGGGGGAGGACACAUGCCAUCACCACCUACUCUCUGACUGGGGAGAUCUGUCCGUGUCAUGCUCCAUUCGUGUGUUUUCAGCGCAUCAGUGUUGACGUCAACCCUGUCGAUUGGUGGCCUCUUGAGGAGGACAUGCACUACCAUAUAGACUGGUAUGUGUCCCAGCUACCACUGCUGUAUCGGUUUUGGCGUGUAUUCGCUGCCUCCAUGCUGGUGUAUGCAGACUAACCAACCCGUGUGUCGAGUGCUGUCUGUGGCGUCCCGCGAUGGAGCACAGACCAACCACUUGAUAACUGGUACACACCACACCAGUCAUCGGAUUCCCACCUACCUAACACACUUACUCGUGCACCACACGCACCCUGACUGUCUGCUCAUGUCUCUGUGUUGUGUUGUGGUGUGGUGUGACGUCAGAGGGGUGUCGUGUCACUUGAGUUGGGCCAACCCCCACGUGGGCUGCGUGUGGCCCCCUGCUCACAUAGGGUACGUCAUACAUGCACACCUCACCCAUCACACACACACAUAUCGGGGUACAUGGGUGUGGACGGUUGGUUUGGUUGUGUGUGUGGUGUGCGGUGUGUGGUGUGGAUGUGUGGUGUGGUGCGCAGGCGUAUCUGUUUGGUUUUGUACGGACCAUACGUGUGGUGCGAUCGUUACCGUCAACAACAUCUAACCCCAACGUUCUCUCGUCAUCCCUCUCCCAUCACCGGCACUCUCACCAACACACCAGACGCGGAAACGCAACGUGA
Molecule: messenger RNA, 967 nt
Organism: Vitrella brassicaformis
Lineage: Eukaryota; Vitrellaceae
Source: the annotation of a GenBank genome assembly